UCUCAACUCUCGAAACCCUUAAAAUUGAAGACUUUGAUUCUAGCUGAGAAAAUUCAGAGUCAAGUCAAAAAAAAAAAAUGAAAAUAAAUGUCUUUUCCCGGCUUUUACAUUUCUUCUCUUCACUGUUUAGAAAGAAAUUAAUUUAAAUCAUUUUAAAUUAGAAAAAAUGUGCAUUGUCGUGAAUGUCGUGAUCGUGAAUGAAUAUGAAUAUGGAAACUUGAUUUGAUAAAUUUUAUAAUUCCUACAUAAUGGGACGCAAAAAGGAAAGUAAGGUCUAUGAGUAUUUUGAACUUAAUGAAGUAGAAGACACAGCUACCUGUAAUGUUGAUACCACCAAAUGCGAGGAAGUUGUGAAGGGUAUACACGCUGGUAACUGUGAGAAGCACCUAAAAAGACACCACCCGGAUACAUUUGCCUUGUAUAUCAAAACGAAGGAAAGCGGAGGCCGCAAGCGACAAUCGUCUGAAAUAACAUCUAAAUCUUCUGAUGCAGCAGCCCCAGCAAAAAAGAGACGAUGUUUCCAAACCAAUAUCACAUCUUACGCUACCUCACCUCAAAUUACCAUUAAUAUGGACUACAAUCGUUUUGCUAAUGCUUGUGUAGAAAUGGUAACAAAAAACGGUUUGCCAUUAUCCACAAUCGAUUGUUCCGGGUUUACGGUCAUAAAAAAUGCUAUAAUGGGCGGAAUUCAAUCUGCAAAAUUCAUAAACUCAUCUGAAGAGAGUAAAUUGAUAAAACCCAUUAAUCGUAAAAAAAUAACAAGCGAUAUCAACGAUGCUGCGAAUGACAUUGUUAAAAUGAUUAGCGAUACGUUGAAAAAUAAAAUGUUUUCCCUCCAAUUAGAUUGUGCAACACGAUUAGAAAGAUCUUUCAUUGCAGUAAAUGCACAAUACGUUGACGAAGAUAUGAACUUUCAUAUAUUUACAUUAGGGGUUUUGAAUAAUUCAAAAUCCCCCACCGGUGAAAAUUUAAAAAUCGCCGUCAAAGAUCUUUUGGAGAAAACCUACAACUUGAAAUUGAGCCAAAUUAUCAGUAUUGCAACUGAUAAUGGCAGUAAUGUGUUGAAAAUGGUUGAGUUGUUGGAUGGGGUACUUGAGAAAAAAGCUGAUAAAAAUGAUCCUGUUAGUGUUUCGGUAGCUGAAAGUGUUACGUUGCCUGAAAGUGUUACGUUGCCUGAAAGUGUUACGUUGCCUGAAAGUGUUACAUCGCCUGAAAUACCAAGUUCUUCUGUUCUUCAAAAUGACAGUGAUGAUGAUGAUGAUCGAUGGAGCAUUGACGAAAUUGAAGUGGAGGUACAUGAGCAAGAAACAAGGAGUAAUAAUUACGAUGAAGAUGGAUUGAAUAGCCACUGCACAGAAAAUAAUGCAGAUUUGUUGUCAUCAUGUGUGAAUGAUUACAAAACUACGGAAAAAUGGAUCGAAAAUGUAGUUGAAGAGUUCGAUUUUGAUGAUAUUAUUAGUACAAGAUGCUGCGUUCACACGUUACAACUUGCUAUUGGUGAUCUUAGUACGGAGAAAUAUUGUUCUGAUAAAAACGUAUUACCUUUGAUCCAGAAAGUCCGCAAUGGGGUCAAAAUACUAAGAACUAAGACGUUUUUGAAUUUAGCCAAAACGUUUCCCGGUCAUAAAAACUACAAAAAAUUUAUUCUGGAUGCUCCAACUAGAUGGAUGUCAAUUUACCAAAUGAUUACAAGAUAUAUUGAUAAUAAAGAUUUAAUCACGUUUUUGAGACAACAAUCGAAAGAUUAUGAUCUGAAACAGCUGAAACUUACUGGCAGAGAAUGGGUUGAUUUGAACAACUUGAAAGAUGCUCUAAGUCCCUUGGAUGAAGCCAAUCGAAAACUACAAGGCGAAAAGAUAAGCUUUUCAAGCUUUUAUCGUAUUUGGAGAACUUGUUGUAUUAAAUUGAGCAAAAUCAAUUGCGAGAAUGAAAAUGAACCGGAGAUUCCUUCUUCAUCCCAAUCUGAUGCCGCCAAUUCUAAUAACGUUGCUACCGAAGAUGAAUUCUCAGAAGUACUCCGCAAUAUUCCUGAAAAAUUUAAGGCACCUGUGUCUACUUCACAGUCCGUUGUAUCAAAGCUGGCAAAAUUUAAGGAUGAAUUGGAAGCAUUUUUUGAGCUUCCAUGUAUGGAUUCAGAUGGCGAUGAAAAAUUAUUCUGGGUUCAGAAUAAGGAAAAAUUUCCUAAUAUUUACGUAAUUAGAAACACGUUGAAAGGCGCUCCUGUAACCGAAGUUUCCUGUGAGAGAUUAUUCUCAGCGCUUAAAUUUAUAUUGAGUGAAAGAAGGAAUCGCUUGUCCGAUGAAACUCUGUUUAAUAUUUUACUGAUUCGCUGUAAUUUUGAAUUGUUUUCUAAGUUUUCUGCAUAAUUAGUGAUUUUUGUAUUAUUCUUAAAUACGAGUGAAUUACCUAUUUGCCAAAUGCCAUUGUUAUGUUAUGUGAUUGAUUUGUAUUUGAAGAGCUCUAUUCAAAAGUGGGUUAAGUCAUUUUUUUCACCAAAAAAUGCGUUUAAAAUUUUUGUUGCCAAAAUUUGUUCUGUUUUGAAAGGUCAGUGCACAUUUCCUUUCUUUGGACAUAGAACAAUUGCUUGUAGAAAAAAUCACUUUGAAAAAUCAAUGACUUGACUUACUUUUGAAGUAAAAAUAUCAGUAAAACGUGCUUUUUUUGAAAAUGACUUAACCCACUUUGGA
Molecule: messenger RNA, 2687 nt
Organism: Planococcus citri (citrus mealybug)
Lineage: Eukaryota; Metazoa; Arthropoda; Insecta; Hemiptera; Pseudococcidae
Exons: 4
Coding region: 249-2366 (705 amino acids)
Biological process (GO): regulation of transcription by RNA polymerase II
Cellular component (GO): nucleus
Molecular function (GO): protein dimerization activity
Source: RefSeq, a predicted model, not a curated record